GUUGCCAUGGUGGCCCCUUGCCCAGAGCUCUGCCCUCAUUCCCAGUGGAUGCAGACCUCAGAUCUGUUCUUGGUGUGGACGCCCAGAACCCCCAACCCCUCCAUAGCCCCCAACCCAGCCGGUCUCUCUCAACGGUGAGGUUUCAGAGUGACGGUUCCCUGUGGCUCGACCUUGGGGGAUGUCACUGCCCUUUCUGCCCCCACCCACCCCCUCAGCGGUUGUGUUGGCCAGGACUUUGGCCCAGAGCACAGACGGUGGAGGGGAGGUGGACCUCUCGAGCUAUAAAGCCUCCCUCUGGCCGUUUGGAGCUAGUGAGAACAGCCCACCAGUGUCCGGUCUCCUGACGCCAUGGGGACCCGAUUCUUCCUGGCUCUGUUUCUUGUCCUCCUGGUACUGGGGUUUGAGGUCCAGGGGGCCCUGCUGCCCCAGCAAGAUGAGCCCAGCAGCCCGACCCUGCUCACCCACAUGCAGGAAUCUCUCUCCAGCUACUGGGAUUCAGCCAAGGAAGCCGCCCGGGGCCUGUAUCAGAAGACAUACCUGAACACUGUGGAUGAGAAACUCAGGGACAUGUACAGCAAAAGCACAGCAGCUGUGACCACUUACGCAGGCAUCUUCACUGACCAGCUCCUCUCUCUGCUGAAGGGAGACCAGUGACAGCCACCCAGGCCCCAGCACCCCUGGAGCUCACGACCUGCCCCAGCAGCGGACUUCGCCCCCCUCCCCCAGCCUGCUCCCAACUCUGAGUUCUUAUCAAUAAACAAACCCCCCAAAACCCAA
Lemur catta (Ring-tailed lemur) is the source of this 777-nucleotide messenger RNA. It is a transcript of the gene APOC2, whose product is annotated as apolipoprotein C2. Bases 349 to 654 code for a protein of 101 amino acids. The transcript has 4 exons. NCBI's taxonomy places the organism in Eukaryota, Metazoa, Chordata, Mammalia, Primates, Lemuridae. Gene Ontology annotation, biological process: positive regulation of phospholipid catabolic process; chylomicron remnant clearance; lipid transport. Gene Ontology annotation, cellular component: low-density lipoprotein particle; spherical high-density lipoprotein particle; intermediate-density lipoprotein particle. Gene Ontology annotation, molecular function: lipoprotein lipase activator activity; lipid binding; phospholipase binding. The record is from RefSeq and is a predicted model, not a curated record.